GGUAUGCCAGCUCAAGGUGGUACCCUUUGGAAGAAUGAUCACAGCCCAUAACCUUUUCAGGUUUAGGUUAGGCCCUAAUCCUACUGCUUCUCUUGCUGCUGUUCUUGCUACAACUGCUACUUCUACUAUUGCUCAGGUCACUACCCUAGAUGUUGUUCCUAUGCCCCCUCCUGAGAAUAGGGAGGAAGACAGGGCUUUUUCUUCCAAAAUGAGGCUCUGGGGGGUCCCUUUUUACCCUAGAGCCUUUGAGCUCCAGGAAGAGAUUCUCUACUUCUAG
Molecule: messenger RNA, 277 nt
Organism: Ilex paraguariensis (yerba mate)
Lineage: Eukaryota; Viridiplantae; Streptophyta; Magnoliopsida; Aquifoliales; Aquifoliaceae
Source: the annotation of a GenBank genome assembly